CAAGUAAUGCCCUUACCGGAAGUGACGAUUCUCCUAUUCCUUCACCGGGGUCAUUGGAACGGCCCUGUUUCCGGCUUGUCCUUGAGCUGUGUCCGCAGACAUGCUGUCCCGUUGCCUUACCCGGGCCCUUCGUCGCCCUUUGACCGCACUCAGACGGGGCCCUGGUGAGGCACAGAGUCGCCCUCUUGUUGAGAUAUCUGGGUGCUGUACAACACCAGUUACUGACUGCGGGAAGCCCAGAGUAUCUAGCUCUGUUUUGAGCCAAGUCAGAUUCUACAGAACCUCCCUUGUCUACCGGCAGGAUGCUGUAACAGUUAAUACUCCAGCAUUUGCAGAGUCUGUAACGGAAGGAGAUGUCAGGUGGGAAAAAGCUGUUGGUGACAGUGUCUCUGAGGAUGAAGUGGUGUGUGAGAUUGAAACUGAUAAGACCUCAGUUCAGGUACCAUCCCCAUCUGCAGGGGUAAUUGAGGCUCUUCUUGUCCCAGACGGAGGAAAAGUUGAAGGUGGAACACCACUAUUUGUGCUGAGAAAGUCUGGAGCUGCUCCUUCUAAGGCCAAACCAGCCGAGACGGUGGCAACUCCACUUGCCCAAGCACCUCAACCUGCUCCACCUUCUGCUCCCUCAUCUGGGCCUAUUCCUACUGUCAUCCCACCAGUGCCUCCUGUAUCUACACAGCCUCUGGAGUCCAAACCUGUGUCUGCAGUAAAGCCAUCUUCUGCUUCCGUUAUGGCUGAUGCUACCCAGCCAGCAAGUGCACGAUCAGAGCAUAGGGUGAAGAUGAACCGAAUGCGUCAGAGAAUUGCACAGCGUCUGAAAGAAGCACAGAACACUUGUGCCAUGCUGACAACUUUCAAUGAAGUUGAUAUGAGUAACAUUCAGCAGAUGAGAUCCAUACACAAAGACGCUUUUCUGAAGAAACACAGCUUGAAAUUAGGAUUCAUGUCAGCCUUUGUUAAAGCUUCAGCCUUUGCCCUUCAGGAUCAGCCAGCUGUCAAUGCCGUAAUCGACGAUACAACCAAGGAGAUUGUGUACAGAGACUAUAUAGAUAUCAGUGUGGCUGUGUCUACCCCCCGGGGUCUUGUAGUUCCUGUACUGAGAAAUGUGGAAUCUAUGAACUUUGCAGGUAUAGAGAGGACAAUUGCUGAGCUAGGGGAAAAGGCUCGAAAGAAUGAACUGGCUAUAGAGGAUAUGGAUGGAGGGACCUUCACAAUUAGUAACGGUGGGGUCUUUGGCUCCAUGUUUGGGACACCUAUCAUCAAUCCUCCACAGUCUGCUAUCUUGGGAAUGCAUGGCAUAUUUGAUCGUCCUGUGGCUGUGUCAGGCAAGGUGGAGGUCCGUCCUAUGAUGUAUGUAGCCUUGACUUAUGAUCAUCGUCUUAUCGAUGGCAGAGAAGCGGUGUUGUUUUUGCGCAAGAUCAAAUCUGCAGUAGAAGAUCCCCGUGUAUUGCUGCUGGAUUUGUGAGGUUCUUCCAGUUCACAAGGACUUUUUCUUUAUAUACCAUUUCCCUAUUUUUAUGUUUAUUAUGUGAUACAUCUGGGACCUCACAACUACCCCUCCAGAAUCCAGUUGGUGGAUGCCAGUGUAUUUUAAAGACUUUAAAGUAUCCCUAGCAAAGUCCUUCUCUCUUCCCUGUGAAACUGAAGCAUGUCUGCAAGUAGGGUCCUCCAUGGGCAAGGCUGGCACACCUCAGUUGGGUACAGACACUGCACCAUUUUUGUUUGCCCUGCGAGAUGGCUGUUUUGGCCUCACCCUCACAAGCUGCUUCUUGUAGCCAAUAAUGAGGGUGUAUACACUUUACUGCUGGCACCUUGCUAUAUGCCAUUGUAUGGAGUUAACUACAAUAUUUAAUUAUAUUGAUUUUAAAUGUUAAAUAAAUUCUAUUAAAAAUUC
Molecule: messenger RNA, 1891 nt
Organism: Xenopus laevis (African clawed frog)
Lineage: Eukaryota; Metazoa; Chordata; Amphibia; Anura; Pipidae
Gene: dlst.L
Product: dihydrolipoamide S-succinyltransferase (E2 component of 2-oxo-glutarate complex) L homeolog
Exons: 15
Coding region: 101-1462 (453 amino acids)
Biological process (GO): tricarboxylic acid cycle
Cellular component (GO): oxoglutarate dehydrogenase complex; mitochondrial matrix; nucleus
Molecular function (GO): dihydrolipoyllysine-residue succinyltransferase activity; acyltransferase activity
Source: RefSeq, a predicted model, not a curated record